AUGGAGGCCAGGGACGUCCCCAUCACCAUCCCUGCACUGGCCACGGAGCUGCGGUUUGCCCAGCGCCUCAGGGAGCAUUUGGAAGAGGAGCAGCUCCUGGAUGGGCGCUACCGGCUGCAGGAGGUGCCGGGGGGAUGUGUGGCCCUGCCGAAGCUGUCCCAGCUAUGGCUGCCCCAGGAGGUGCCCUGUGGGCUGGUCCAGAUUCAGGAUCCCAUUCCCUCCAGGGCAGCCCGCCGACGGACACCUGUCCAGAAGCUGCGGGACAAGCUGCAACAACUGCUGGGUGAGAGCUGGUCGGAGGAGCUCGAGCGUGAUGUGCCCCGUGCAUGGCAGCGGCAUGGGGACUUGGUCCUGCUGAGCGAGGACAGCUUCAGAGCUGCACCAUGGGAGAAGCUGGGUCCAGCCCUCUGGGAGACAGUUGCCUCAGCUUUGGGUGCCCGGCGACUGGCCAAACGAGGACGGGUAUUGCCAGAUGGAAUGCGGUCCCCCAGUGUCACCCUGCUGCUGGGCCAGGAUGGCUGGGUGGAGCACGUGGACAACGGGAUCAGGUACACGUUCGAUGUGACCAAGUGCAUGUUCUCACCGGGCAACAUCACGGAGAAGCUGCGGGUAGCCUCACUGCCCUGCUCCGGGGAGGUCCUGGUGGAUCUUUAUGCAGCGCCCCCCUCCGCCCAUGCCUGCGAGUGGAACAGCCAUGCCGUGGAGGCCCUGCGGAGGAACCUGGCGCUGAACGGCGUGCAGGACCGCUGCCGCGUUCACCAUGGGGACAGCCGGCAGCUGGAGCUGUGGGACGUUGCAGACCGGGUGAACCUGGGGCUGAUUCCCAGCUCGGAGGAAGGCUGGCCGGUGGCCUGCCGCGUCCUGAAGAAGGGCACGGGUGGGGUUCUCCACAUCCACCACAACGUGGAGACUCUCCCCGCACCAGCCCCGCCGCAGACCCCAGUCCUGCAGGCUGAGCGGGGGUCUCCAGAGGGAGCUGGCUCUGAUGGAGAGGCACAGCACUCAACGAAGGACAGUGGGAAGGAGACGCUGGGGGCCAGGAUGAGACCUGAGUGGCAGAGGUGGGCUGAAGCCACAGCGGGACAGAUCCGGGGGCUGCUGGCAGAGCUGCAUGGGCAGCCAUGGCGCACCAGCAUCCUGCACGUCGAGGCAGUGAAGUCCUAUGCGCCCCACGUGCAUCACCUCGUGCUGGACCUCGAGUGCCGGCCGGUGCUGCCCACCUAG
Leptosomus discolor (cuckoo roller) is the source of this 1224-nucleotide messenger RNA. NCBI's taxonomy places the organism in Eukaryota, Metazoa, Chordata, Aves, Leptosomiformes, Leptosomidae. The record is from RefSeq and is a predicted model, not a curated record.